This is a messenger RNA of Penicillium roqueforti, 708 nucleotides long. RefSeq names its product putative GPI anchored protein. NCBI's taxonomy places the organism in Eukaryota, Fungi, Ascomycota, Eurotiomycetes, Eurotiales, Aspergillaceae. The record is from RefSeq and is a predicted model, not a curated record. The transcript has 2 exons. Bases 1 to 708 code for a protein of 235 amino acids.
AUGAAGCUCUCCCUCUUCACCUUCACGGCCAUCGUGCCAUUGGCUGCCGCACACUUCAAGCUGAUGUAUCCAACCUCUCGUGGCUUCGACGAGGAUACCAUGCCCAAUUUUCCCUGCGGUGGAAUGAGCCAGUCCUCCAAUCGUACAAAACUGCCACUGUCUGGUGGCUCAUUCCCCGUCGCUCUUCAGAUGCACCAUUCCCAGACUGCCGUCGAGGUCCUUCUUGCUCUGGGCAGUGAUCCGGGAGACAACUUCAACAUUGUCCUCUCGCCAACUUUCCAGGUCAACGGCCUUGGUGAAUUCUGUCUUCCUCACGUCGAGAUCAAUGAGAAGUUGAUCGGCCGUAACCUCACCAAUGGGAUGAACGCUACCCUUCAGGUGCAGACCAACGGUGACCCAAGUGGUGGUCUCUAUGCUUGCGCCGAUAUCCAGUUCUCUUCCGAUGUCACGUAUCAGACACCAUCUGCCUGUAGCAAUAACACCAAUCUCGCUGCCACCGCCUUCCCCGAGGCUUCUGCUGCACGUAAUGCCAACGAGUCUACUGCUGAGGGUCAGGCACAGAGCGGAUCCUCAUCCUCAUCCACUUCGACUUCGACUGCCUCUACUUCCACUUCCACCUCCACCUCCAAUGGUGCUGCUGUACCGAUGCAAACCGCCGCUUGGGGAUUUAUUGGUGCUGCUCUCGUUGGUGGUCUUGCUGUGCUGUAA